Molecule: messenger RNA, 1395 nt
Organism: Aspergillus welwitschiae
Lineage: Eukaryota; Fungi; Ascomycota; Eurotiomycetes; Eurotiales; Aspergillaceae
Product: putative amino acid transporter
Exons: 2
Coding region: 1-1395 (464 amino acids)
Biological process (GO): amino acid transmembrane transport
Cellular component (GO): vacuolar membrane
Molecular function (GO): amino acid transmembrane transporter activity
Source: RefSeq, a predicted model, not a curated record
AUGGGUUACGGCGACGAAAUCGCCGGCAUGGACAACAAGUCCCAGAAUGUCAUGGGGGGUGAGAAGUACGAUGGUGACUUGGUGGAGAAGAUGAGCGAGGGCGAGCGGAACAUCUACGAGGCCGGUAUCGAAAAGUACAACCGUCUGGGAUGGAAGCGCCUGACGGUUGUGCUGAUCGUCGAGGCCAUUGCGCUGGGUAGUUUGUCCAUUCCCGGCAGUUUCGCUACGCUUGGUAUGGUUGCCGGUGUCAUCUUGACCGUGGGUCUGGGUUUUGUCGCCAUCUACACCAGUUACGUGGUCGGUCAGGUCAAGCUGAAGUUCCCCGACGUCGCCCACUACCCCGAGGCGGGACGUCUGAUGUUCGGUCGGGUUGGUUACGAGAUUGUCUACGUGAUGCUGGGUCUGCAAUUGCUCUUCCUGACGGGCUCCCACUGCUUGACGGGUACCAUCGCCUUCAUUAACAUUACCGAAAGCGGCGUCUGCUCCGUCGUGUUCGCCGUCGUCUCCGCCAUCAUCCUGCUGCUCUUCGCCAUCCCUCCCAGUUUCGCUGAGAUGGCUAUUCUGGGCUACGUCGACUUUGUCUCCAUCAUCGCCGCUAUUCUGAUCACCAUGAUUGCCACGGGAAUCACGGCUUCCGACAGCCCGGCUGGUCUGUCCGGGGUGAACUGGUCCGCUUGGCCCAAGGAGGGCAUCACCUUCACGGACGCCUUCAUUGCCGUCACCAACAUUGUCUUCGCCUACAGUUUCGCCAUGUGCCAGUUCUCGUUCAUGGAUGAGAUGCACACCCCCAAGGACUACGUCAAAUCCAUCUGGGCGCUGGGUCUCAUUGAAAUCGUCAUCUAUACGCUGACAGGUGCGCUGAUCUACGCCUUUGUUGGUCAGGAUGUGCAGAGCCCCGCCUUGCUGUCCGCCGGGAGCAUGGUGAAGCGUGUGGCGUUUGGGAUUGCGCUGCCCGUCAUCUUCAUCAGUGGUUCGAUCAACACGGUGGUGCUGGGCCGCAUGAUCCAUGGGCGCAUCUUCAAGAACUCGACCAUCCGCUUCAUCAACACCAAGAUGGGCUGGAUCACCUGGCUGGCCCUGAUCACCGUCAUCACCUGGGUGGCGUUUGUGAUCGCCGAGGUCAUUCCCUUCUUCUCGGAUCUGCUGUCCAUCUCCUCUUCGCUCUUCAUCUCGGGCUUCACCUUCUACUUCCCCGCGCUGAUGUGGUUCUUGCUGGUGCGCGAGGGCAAGUGGAACACGCCCAAGAACCUGAUGCUGGGGGCACUGAACCUGUGCUGCCUGAUUAUUGGUCUGGUGACGCUGGGGGCUGGUACCUACGCCAGUGUCGACGACAUUAUUCUCAACUACCGCAACGGUUCCGUGCGUGGUGUGUUCACCUGCGCUGCUCCGGAGUAG